Molecule: messenger RNA, 1647 nt
Organism: Adelges cooleyi (spruce gall adelgid)
Lineage: Eukaryota; Metazoa; Arthropoda; Insecta; Hemiptera; Adelgidae
Exons: 3
Coding region: 270-1028 (252 amino acids)
Source: RefSeq, a predicted model, not a curated record
CAGAUGUCGGAGCACCGUUACCGCAGCCAAGACGCUCGGGCAUGAUAUAUACAUAUUAUUAUAAUUAAUAAUCGUCUUGUUCGCUCGUCGUGUCGUGUGUACUUUUUUUGGAAAUAAUCGUUUACCAGUAAAAAAGUUAUUUUUGUUUUAUUUAAUUUAGUGCGUACCUACCUGCGUUCGGAAUAACCGCGAAGUCACGUUCGGCCGCCACAAACUAUGGAUUGUUAAAAUUCAAAAUCUACACAAUUCCCCGGAUCAAGUCGACCGAAAUGGGCGUUGAUCAAGAGACGACCACCAUUGACCUGCUGCAAGCGGCAACGAAGAUGGACGACGACGAAAUACAGACAAUCGAAGAAGCUAGGACCAUUAUACGGAUUUUGAAGGACAGAUGUCGGUUUCAAACACACCAGGCUCUGGUCUGGCGGAGAAAAGCUAAAAUUCAAGAAGAACACCUGGCCAGAAUCAGCUCGGAAUACGGCAGUCGUUUGGAAUCGCUGACGUCGGAUUUGCUACUGUUCGAGUCGAGGCUUAGCAAAAAGCAACGGGCCAUCAGCGAACUGCUCGAUCAGCGCGAGUGCAUCAUCGAGCGCCAGCAGCAGGCCAUCAGGUGUCUUCACUCGAGGCUGGCCGACUUCGGCGUGACCAUGACGGCGACGACCACGCUGGUGGACGACGGCAACGUGGACGACAGCGACAGCGCGGUGAUAAUGGAGGAGGACGAGUGCAACGGCCAGGCGGACGCGCCGGAACAACGACAACCGGAAAACGCGGCACAACAACAAACGCAAACGGCGACGGCUGCGGUCACCGCGGAAGACGGUCGCGAAACGGACGGCCGGGGGAACGUGACGGCCACCUACAACAGAGUAAUGAGCAAUCACCGUUCGGUGACCAAACCCAAGGACGUCAAGUACAGGAGGAUCAACAAAGCCAAAUCAAAGUCGCUGGAGGAGCUCAGGGGACGUCUCAAAAACUGGGUGGACAGAGGAAAUCGCAUGUCGUUGACUGUCGAUCCUACUUAUGGAUAGUCUAACCGUAUAGUAGCGUAGAUUUCCUCUGAAUGGACUGUACCUGUGCUUGUAACAACGCUAGACUGACAGACGAACUGUACACCAAGUUAUCAGUGUCUUUAGUACAAAAGAAACCCAAGUAAAACGACUAAAUUAAAAAAAAAAAAGCAAUUAUUCUAUUCGCUAUUUGGCCGAUCCCGAAUGAACCCAAAUGAAGGCAGAGAUGAACAGAACAACAACAACAGCCACAAGAAUGUUAACGUUAUUCGUGCUCGCCGACAAAUAUUUGCAAAAUAACAAUUUUGAGUUGUAAUCGUGUGCGUCGACAACAGAAAAAUAAACUAUUGUAUUGUUUAAAUGUCAACUAAAAUCAGUUAAAAUAUAUAUGUAUAUGAUAUAACUAGAUAUUGUUUUUACUUUUUAAUAAAAUAAGUAUAUCUGUAUAAGAAAACAUUUGAUUACAAAUUACAAUAUUCACAUGUUUUUAUUACCAUAAUAUGUUUGUCACCAUGAAAAGACACUGUAUCUUUUAGACUAGAGCGUUUUGGAGUUCCUACACCCAAAUUUUAACUUGGCUUAAAUUAUACAAUAUAUUAUUAUGUUUUUUUUCAAAAUAAAUUUAACAUGAACAAUGUUA